AUGUCGGCCUUCCCUACGGAUCAAGUCAUCGAUAUCGACGAGAACAUCACCGUCGAUCAGGCGGCUCUCAAGCCAGACGAGUAUCAGAGGAUCAACGAGGAAUACAAAAUCUGGAAGAAGAACACGCCCUUCCUAUAUGAUACGGUCCUCUCUCACGCUUUGGACUGGCCUAGUCUGACUUGCCAAUGGCUUCCCGAUGUAGAAAGCCCGGCCGGCGAGAACUACACCAAGCACCGUUUGAUACUCGGCACCCAUACGUCGAGAACGGCCAAGGACUAUUUGAUGCUGGUCGAGGUCAUUCUGCCCAAGACUCACGCUGGUAUCGAAGGAGAGGACCAGGAUGCUAGUAAUGAUCGCAACAAGGAGGGGUCGGCCAACAAGGGCAAAAGGGUGGAUGUCUUGGCUGACUACAGCGAGACUCGUGGAGAACUGGGCGACUACAACCCUCUAUCUUCGGCACGCAUGCGAAUCAUCCAGCGUAUCAACCAUCAAAAUGAAGUCAAUCGAGCACGUUAUAUGCCUCAGAAUCCCAACCUUAUAGCUACCAAGACCGUCAGUGGAGACGUCUACGUGUUUGACAGGACCAAGCAUUCGAGUGAACCUGGAACGGACGGGAUUUGCCGACCCGACAUCAAGCUGAAGGGACAGAAGAAAGAGGGGUACGGACUAAGCUGGAGCACUUUGAAGAGCGGUCAUGUGCUCAGUGCAAGUGACGAUACUACUGUUUGUCACUGGGACAUUCAAUCCUAUCAGAAGGGGAACAACUCCUUGGACCCUCUGAGGACGUAUCGUGGACAUACUGCCGUGGUAGAGGAUGUUGAUUGGCAUGCCGAGGACGCAAACAUGUUUGCAUCAGUGGGAGACGACAGGAAAUUGAUGAUCUGGGAUACGCGAUCAGAAAACUACAACAAACCGUCGCAACAGGUCGAAGGUCAUGCGGAAGAAAUUAACGCGGUAGCUUGGUCGAAAGCGUCACCGACGCUCAUGUUGACCGGAUCAGGGGAUCACACGGUGGCUCUCUGGGAUAUCAGAAGACUUGAUCUAAAAUUACACUCCUUCGAGGCUCAUCACGACGAGGUUCUGCAAGUCGCCUGGUCCCCACACGAUCCCACCAUCUUUGCGUCGUCCUCGACCGAUCGCCGGGUACACCUAUGGGAUGUCUCGAAGAUUGGCGAAGAGCAAACCCCGGACGAUGCCGAGGACGGUCCGCCCGAACUGUUGUUCGUGCAUGGCGGACACAGCAAUAGACCGACAGACCUGUCGUGGUGCCCCAACCCGGAAAAGCGGUUCCACCUGGCGACUACUGCCGAAGACAACGUCGUCAUGGUGUGGCAACCUAGCAAGAAUAUCUAUGGAGGGGACGAGCUCACCAUCUCGCCGCAAGAACUCGAAGCGGAAACGGAAUAA
This is a messenger RNA of Filobasidium floriforme, 1407 nucleotides long. Its product is annotated as WD40-repeat-containing domain protein. Gene Ontology annotation, biological process: regulation of gene expression. The transcript is spliced from 9 exons. Bases 1 to 1407 code for a protein of 468 amino acids. Gene Ontology annotation, cellular component: nucleus; cytoplasm; Rpd3L complex. Gene Ontology annotation, molecular function: histone binding. Lineage: Eukaryota; Fungi; Basidiomycota; Tremellomycetes; Filobasidiales; Filobasidiaceae. The record is from RefSeq and is a predicted model, not a curated record.